Messenger RNA from Musa acuminata AAA Group (dessert banana), 2352 nucleotides. RefSeq names its product probable inactive purple acid phosphatase 27. The transcript has 13 exons. Gene Ontology annotation, molecular function: metal ion binding; acid phosphatase activity. The record is from RefSeq and is a predicted model, not a curated record. Bases 279 to 2117 code for a protein of 612 amino acids. Lineage: Eukaryota; Viridiplantae; Streptophyta; Magnoliopsida; Zingiberales; Musaceae.
AAUCUAUGUUUCUUUGGUUUUGUGUGUUGAAAAUUCAUCAUGAAACCUUCGUUUAUUUGAGAUUUGUUAGUUUACGACUUUCGGUGGUAGAUAUUUGAUUCUGAGGUCUGGUUCUUGAAAUAUCUGCUUAUUUAUUGGCAUGGUAAUGGUUGAAAAUUCGUCAUGAAACCUUCGUUUAUUUGAGAUUUGUUAGUUUACGACUUUCGGUGGUGGAUAUUUGAUUCUGAGGUCUGGUUCUUGAAAUAUCUGCUUAUUUAUUGGCAUGGAGUUUGCCCGCGAUGAGGUCGCAUGGCUUGAUUCUGUUGGCGAUUGUAUUGGCCUUAUAUUGCUGUUCCACAACGGGGCACAACGGAGAACAGCCCCUUUCAAAAAUUGCCAUCCGUAAGACUACAUUGGCUACGACUGUCUCAGCUCGUAUCAGAGCCUCUCCCUUGGUACUUGGGCUGCAGGGUCAAACUAGUGAGUGGGUAACUGUGAAAUUCAGCCACCCAAAUCCAUCAAACGAUGAUUGGGUAGGGGUUUUCUCUCCUGCAAAUUUCAGUGCAACAACAUGUGAGAAAGAAAAUUUUAGAGAAUAUGAGCCUCUACUAUGUACAGCCCCCAUUAAGUAUCAGUAUGCAAAUUAUAAAAAUGACGACUACAACAAAACUGGAAGGGGAUCUCUGAAGCUUCAAUUGAUCAAUCAAAGAGCAGAUUUUUCUUUUGUACUGUUCUCUGGUGGUAUUUCAAAUCCCAAGCUUGUCGCAGUCUCUAACACCAUUAGUUUUGCCAAUCCGAAGGCCCCUGUUUACCCUCGUCUGGCUCAAGGAAAAUCCUGGAACGAGAUGGCUGUUACUUGGACAAGUGGAUAUAGUACAGAAGAGGCAGUACCUUUUGUUGAGUGGGGUGAACUAGGAGGACCCCAAAUACGUUCAGCGGCUGGGACUUUAACCUUCAGUAGAGCCCACAUGUGUGAUUCACCUGCACGAACUGUGGGAUGGCGUGAUCCUGGUUUCAUCCACACAAGUUUUCUGAAGGACUUGUGGCCUAAUUUAUUGUAUACCUACAAGCUUGGUCAUAGAUUGUACAAUGGCUCUUAUAUAUGGAGUCAGUCAUACACCUUCAGAGCAUCUCCUUACCCUGGACAAGAUUCUUUACAGCGUGUUGUCAUUUUUGGUGAUAUGGGAAAGGCAGAGGCAGACGGUUCCAACGAGUAUAACAAUUACCAGCCAGGCUCACUUAAUACUACAUACCAGCUUAUCAAGGACUUAAAGAAUAUUGACAUAGUUUUCCAUAUUGGGGACCUAUCUUAUGCAAAUGGUUAUCUGUCACAAUGGGAUCAAUUUACGGCACAAGUGGAACCAAUUGCUUCAACUGUGCCUUAUAUGGUCGGAAGUGGUAACCACGAACGAGAUUGGCCUGGGACUGGAUCCUUCUACGCCAAUAUGGAUUCUGGUGGAGAAUGUGGAGUUUUAGCAGAAACAAUGUUUUAUGUUCCUGCUGAAAAUAGGCAAAAGUUCUGGUACAAAACAGAUUUUGGCAUGUUCCGCUUCUGUAUAGUUGAUACUGAGCAUGAUUGGAGACCGGGAACAGAACAAUAUAAAUUUAUUGAGCACUGUCUGUCAACAGCAGACAGGGAAAAACAGCCAUGGCUGAUCUUUCUCGCACAUAGGGUGCUUGGUUAUUCUUCUGGUGAAUUUUAUGGUAUUGAAGGAACCUUCGAGGAGCCAAUGGGGAGAGACAGCCUUCAAGAACUCUGGCAAAAGUAUAAGGUUGACAUUGCCUUGUAUGGUCAUGUCCAUAACUAUGAGAGAACAUGCCCAAUUUACCAGAGUACAUGUGUCCGUGAAGCUGCACACCAUUACACGGGUCCCUUUGAAGCAACCACCCAUGUUGUUGUUGGAGGUGGAGGUUCCGGCCUUGCUAAAUUUACCCCUCUCCGGACUAGAUGGAGUUACUAUCAAGACUAUGACUUCGGGUUUGUGAAAUUGACCGCUUUCAACCAGUCGACGCUGUUGCUCGAGUACAAGAAAAGCAGAGAUGGUUUGGUGUAUGAUUACUUCACAAUAACACGUGAUUAUCGUGACAUAUUGGAUUGCGCUGUGGACAGCUGUUCAAAGACAUCCAUGUCUAGUUGAGCAGGCCCCUUGAUUGCACUAGUAUAUUGAAGGUUGUUGACAAUAUCUGUAUAUGAGGUGAAGCAAAUGAAUGAUUAUAGAGGAGCAUCCUGUGUAUUAAUGUCAUAUAUUGACUACCAGGCAAAACUUGGAUGAUCCAAGAAUACCUCAUUGUUUAAAUGAUUUAAUUUGUAUAUGAAGCUGGAAACUGUUAUUAAUGAGAUUGUAUCUAUGGAAAUAUCUGCUUUGUGAUUCC